AUGUCUCGUCUCAUCGUACGAGGCUUGCCUCCGCAUCUCACCGAUGCGAGGCUACGGGAGCACUUUUCUCAAAAGGGUGCCGUCACGGACGUCAAACUGAUGCGUCGACCCGACGGAACUUCAAGAAGAUUCGGUUUCGUAGGCUUUCGAUCUGACGAGGAAGCUCAGCAAGCUCUCGACUACUUCAACCGCACUUUCAUCGACACCUCCCGUAUCUCGAUCGAAUUUGCCAAACAGAUCGGCGACGAGGAGCUCACAAAGCAGCGAGAGGAACGUAAGAACAGACGCAACGCAGCAGCUGCAGCCACAACGCAGGACCCGUCUUCUGCUUCCACCAGCGAUGUCCGCAAGAGGAAAGUCGACAAGUUCGACGCCAAAGACGAGGGUGCGGGCAAGAAGAAGUCCAAAAAGGGCGGUGCCAUCUCGUUUGAAGAGUUUAUGUCCGUCAUGCAGCCUAAAGCCAAGCGCAAGGCAUGGCAGAACGAAGAUGCACUACCAGAACAAACCUUGCAAGAUAUCGUCGCACCCGUAGAAGCCAUCGAGAAGAAGGCCGCGAGAAAAGCGCAAAAGAAGGCCGACGCACAAGCUGCAGCGGCGGCUGAAGCAACAGCAGCGAACAAGAAUGCAUCGGAAGGGUCGGAACCGGAACCGGAACCAGACGCCACAGCGAACGACGUUGGCUUGACCGACGAAGAAUACAUGCGGCUUCGCAUGAAGCACAAGGUCGGCACUGACCUCGCUACCCUCGAAGAAGAGUCCUCGUCAGCUCCUCAAUUCGAACAGUCCGACGACGAAAAGGACAACGACGACGCAGCCGACUCGGACGCAGACUCGGACGACGAGCAGGUUCACGACGAAGAGUUUGAGCGCAAGCAGGCAGAGCUGCAAAGGAAGGCCGAGCGAGCAGCCGAGGAGGACCAGAAGCUCGUCGAUCAGAUCAUGGAGAGCGGCAGGCUCUUCAUCCGCAAUCUCCCCUUUGCCGCAAACGAGGGCGAGAUUCAGUCCUUCUUUGAGAGCUUUGGCACCGUCAAGCAGGUUCAUAUCCCGCUCGACAAGCAGACCAAAGCAUCAAAGGGUCUCGCCUUUGUAUCGUUCUCGGAUCCUGCCCAUGCGCUUGCUGCCUACCGCGCGAAAGAUGGCUCCACCUUUCAAGGUCGAUUGCUGCAUCUGCUGCCCGCCGUAAACAAGGAUGCCCCCGCAGACACGGACAGCAAGAAGGCCGCGACGCUCAAGCAGGCACGAGCGGAGCAGAAGAAGCAAGACGCCGCCAAGGACUUCAACUGGUCGAUGCUCUAUAUGUCGUCCGAUGCCGUCGCCUCGUCCAUCGCCGACCGCCUCGGCGUGGGCAAGGCUGACAUUCUCAAUCCCGGUGCCGAUGGAGGACCUGACAAUGCUGCAGUCCGCCUGGCGCUCGCCGAGACGCGCAUCAUCCAGGAGACCAAAGAGUUCUUCGAGCAGGAAGGCAUCAACGUCGAUGCGUUCGAUGGCAAGAGGAGCUCGAGAUCUGAUACGACGAUUCUGGUCAAGAACAUUCCCUACGGCACAUCGGUGGAAGAAGUGGAAAAGCUGUUUGCUGAGCACGGCGAGGUCGACAAGGUGCUCAUCCCACCCAGUGGCACUAUUGCCGUGGUUGAGAUGCCCGUCGUCGGCGAGGCUAAGCUCGCCUUCCGCGCCAUCGCGUACAAGCGGUUCAAAGGUGGGAUUCUCUACCUCGAGAAAGCACCGCUGGGUCUGCUCGCGCCGCGGAAGGCCGGGGAAAAGGUGGUCAAGCAGGCGCCCAUCGUCGGCAAGUCGAUCGACGCAGCUUCCAACCCGACUUCGAACAUCACCGCCACCGAUGCCACCAGCGCCGAAGACGAGGCGGUGGACGGUGCCACGCUCUACAUCAAGAACUUGUCCUUCUCCACCACGGACGAACGGCUCGCGUCGGCAUUCCACGGCCUGUCGGACUUCGCGUUUGCGCGCAUCCAGACCAAGCCGGACCCGCGCCGGCCUGGCGCUCGCCUGUCGAUGGGGUAUGGCUUUGUCGGGUUCAAAUCGGUCGAUGGCGCGCGGACGGCGCAAAAGGCGAUGGACGGCAAGGUGGUGGACGGGCAUACGCUGGUGGUGACGUUUGCGAGGCGCAACGCCGAGACGUCGACGAGUGCGUCCAGCUCAUUGUCUUCCGGUGGGUCGACCAAGAUCCUGAUCAAGAACUUGCCGUUCGAAGCGACAAAGAAGGACAUUCGCGACCUCUUCUCGUCCCAAGGGCAGCUCAAGUCGGUGCGUCUGCCCAAGAAGUUCGACAAUUCGACGCGCGGGUUCGGGUUCGUUGAGUAUACCACUGUGCGCGAGGCGCAGGCGGCGUUUGAAGCGCUCAAGCACACGCACUUGCUCGGUCGACACCUCGUAUUGCAGUGGAGCAAGACCGCCAAGGACGCUGGCGAAGAGGUCGAACUGCAGCGCUCCAAGACCAAGAGCGCAUUUGUCAAGGGCGGCGAUGAUGACGCGGCAAGGGGCGACAAGCGCACCAAGAUCAAGCUGAAUAGCGCCCAGAUCAGCGAGGCUGUGCGCAAGGCAAAGAGGCAGAGAGAUGAUGUUGAGGAUGAAGAGUAA
Messenger RNA from Sporisorium graminicola, 2595 nucleotides. RefSeq lists its product as uncharacterized. The coding region runs from base 1 to 2595 and encodes 864 amino acids. The record is from RefSeq and is a predicted model, not a curated record. Gene Ontology annotation, molecular function: mRNA binding. Gene Ontology annotation, cellular component: cytosol. Lineage: Eukaryota; Fungi; Basidiomycota; Ustilaginomycetes; Ustilaginales; Ustilaginaceae. The transcript has 2 exons.